UAUUAAAAAAAUUGAUUUUUUUUCAACUUUACCACCCUGUAGGUAUCUCAAAAAUUACAACGUUUACGACAUACGUUCCUAGGAAGUUUUUUUCUAAGAAUCACCCCCUUAAAUAUUAGCAUGUCUUUAAGGAACACCCUGUAUACAUUUUCCUACGUAUCUAAACAAUUGUGACUGAUUAUCUACUUUUUGUAUAAACAUUUAUAAACGGGUUUUUUCCAAAAGUGGUAGGUAAACAGUGAGUGAAUUUAUUUUUCACAUAAAGUUACUACCUAUACUAGGCCACCAAAUGGGGCUAAAAUGCAACAUACGCAUUCCAUCGAUUAUGGUGUUAUGUGGAACCCAUGCGCAAUAAACUUAAUUUUUGACCUAACGAUACCCUUGGAAUAAAUCACUGCCAUUGAAUCGUUAUCAAAGGUACGUUUUAUCACACUGGAUAAGUAUCUCCACAUUUUUCCGCGAUUAUCAUUUGAUAGAAAAAUGGAGCGUGAAAAGCAAUGCUUAGAAGACGCUAUUGCACCUCCACGAGUCAUCGGUGCUCGGCAUCUCCAAGUGGCAUUGCUCUUCUUGGUAGUGAAUGUGUCAUAUUUGAUGAGGAGCAACAUGUCCGUCGCCAUAGUCGCGAUGACCGACCCGGACACCAGUCCAAACCCUGACGUUCCGACUUACGAGUGGAACGACAAAAGCAUAAUCCUCACGGCGUUCUACGUGGGUUACAUCAUCCCGCAGGUUACAGCGGGGCAGCUUGCGAAAAACUACGGGCCCAAGUGGAUCCUAACAGCGGCCGUACUUGCCGGUUCCUUGCUGACGAUUUUGACCCCGCUCGUUGCAGAUUUGGGGUCUUGGCCGGUGUCAGUGUCGCGCGUGCUUCAGGGAGUAACUCAGGGAUUUAUUUUUCCAUCGUGCCACACGUUACUUUCGAAAUGGGUCCCCCCGUGUGAAAGGGCUCGUUUGUGCGCUUUCGUGUACGCAGGUAUCCCCGUCGGUACGGCACUUACAAUGACGCUCACUGGGUUCCUAUCGGCAACGUGGAUGGGGUGGCCUUCCGCGUUUUACAUCUUUGGAGCGGUCGGCUUGAUCUGGACGCUAACUUGGGUUGUACUGGGAAGGAAUAGUCCCGCCGCACAUGGCGGGAUGGACUAUCGCGAAAAAUUGUACAUUGAAAAAUCGCUGGGGCAAGUAGUUCGCACAGAGGCAGCCGCAACGCCUUGGAAGGCGAUCCUCACGUCUGCGCCGGUUUGGGCCUUGACCGCAGCCUAUUUCGCCCACGGUUGGGGCUUUUCGACGUUGAACACGAACGUGCCGAGCUACAUGGCGAAAGUGCUCAACUUUAAUAUCGCAGGCAGUGGAAUUUUAUCAGCCGCCCCUUACUUGCUCUUCUGGCUGGUUAGUAUUAUAGUCAGCGCGAUAACUGACUUUGUCAUCACUCGCAAGUACGUGACGGUAGGAACCGCUAGAAAGGUUGCGAAUAGUAUUGGUCUCUACGUCCCCGCCGUCGCUUUAAUAGUGCUCGGUUUGAUUAGCGACUCCAAAUCCGAUAUUACCAUCGUAACGCUCGUUCUUCUGUUCAUCGCCAUCGCAAUCAACGGCAGCGCCUACAGCGGCUACCGCGUCAACCACAUGGACCUCUCACUCGCACACGCGGGCGUCCUUAUGGGAAUCACCAACACGAUUGCGAGCAUAUCAUCAAUCAUAGCACCUCUUUUGCUACACUUCAUCGUAACCAAUGAGAAUGAUCCCCUGCAAUGGGCCACGAUCUUUUACAUAGCCGCCCCCAUCUACAUUGUGGGAAAUACAAUUUUCUUAAUCUUCGGAUCGGGCGAAACGCAACCAUGGAACGGACCAUAAUCUACAUACUUGUACCAUUGGUUUAAUUCGACGAUUUGAUCAAGAUCAAUUUUUAAGCAAGCAUUGUGGACUAUUAAACGAGCUUUAUGCUUCAUUACCAACAAA
Molecule: messenger RNA, 1953 nt
Organism: Photinus pyralis (common eastern firefly)
Lineage: Eukaryota; Metazoa; Arthropoda; Insecta; Coleoptera; Lampyridae
Product: putative inorganic phosphate cotransporter
Exons: 8
Coding region: 481-1848 (455 amino acids)
Biological process (GO): monoatomic anion transport; transmembrane transport
Cellular component (GO): plasma membrane
Molecular function (GO): transmembrane transporter activity
Source: RefSeq, a predicted model, not a curated record